UAGCUAGUAGUGUUCAAUGCCAGCGCGUGUUGCAUCUUCUGCAGCAACGAUGCUCACCAAUCUAGGGCCCAGAUCUGUGUUCACCGCCUCUACCGGACUCAAGUUACCGGUUAUCGGACUUGGAACCUUCCUGAGUACUGAUGAAAGUACGUUGGUGAAGUCUCUGAACGCCGCGCUAGAGCUGCGCUAUCCUCUCAUAGACACUGCCUUCCUCUACGACAACGAGCACAUCAUCGGCAAAGUGCUCAAGGAUUGGAUGGAUAAUGGAAAACUACGCCGUGAGGACAUCUUCAUUACCACUAAGCUUCCACCCCAGGGGAUCCGUGUCGAACACGUGAAGGAGUUCCUAGAGAAGCAGCUGAAGGCCUUACAGUUGGAGUACGUGGAUUUGUAUCUGAUACACCACGCUGUGGGUUACAAGUACGACAGCACCAUCAUGUCAGGUAGUGAAGGCCUAGACCUAACAACUGAUCACGUCGCAGUAUGGGAGGAGAUGGAGAACAUGGUGGAUGCUGGUCUCACAAAAUACAUCGGGCUGUCCAAUUUCAACGUGAGACAGAUUGAGAGAAUUAUGGAAAAUGCUCGCAUCAAACCCUCCAACCUCCAGAUAGAGCUUCACAUCUUUCAACAGAGCAAAGAAGAGCAAGAAUACUGUGAAAGGAACGGCAUCCUCAUCACUUCAUACGCUACAAUGGGCUCUAUGGGAGUGCCUGAAGGAUUUUUUGUCAGGAAAGUCGACAAUCCCCUGACAAAUGCAGACGUGCUAGCGAUCGCUAAGACUCACAACAAGACAGCUGCCCAGGUGUUGCUACGUCACAUGAUACAGUCAGGUAUCGCUGUCAUACCCAAGAGCAGCAAACUGGAGAGGCUGAAGGAAAACAUUGAUAUAUUCGACUUCCAGCUGAGCAAGCUAGAGAUGCUGAGGCUUGGAGUGCUGGAUCGAGGGGAGUAUGGGAGGAGGUUUAUCCUGGAAGGAAUGUUCUCCCACCCAGAGUACCCCUACAGUAGGAAGACACAGUAGUCGCAACAUAAUAUAUUACUUAUCGGUAUUCUAUGCUUUUCAUGAAAGAUUAUGUCUGAGUUAAAGUUUUUACAACAGUC
Molecule: messenger RNA, 1101 nt
Organism: Homalodisca vitripennis (glassy-winged sharpshooter)
Lineage: Eukaryota; Metazoa; Arthropoda; Insecta; Hemiptera; Cicadellidae
Product: aldose reductase A-like
Exons: 7
Coding region: 17-1021 (334 amino acids)
Molecular function (GO): oxidoreductase activity
Source: RefSeq, a predicted model, not a curated record